Messenger RNA from Triplophysa rosa, 1102 nucleotides. Its product is annotated as N-lysine methyltransferase KMT5A-A-like. Gene Ontology annotation, molecular function: protein binding. The record is from RefSeq and is a predicted model, not a curated record. The coding region runs from base 563 to 1102 and encodes 179 amino acids. The transcript has 5 exons. Lineage: Eukaryota; Metazoa; Chordata; Actinopteri; Cypriniformes; Nemacheilidae.
GUGUGUGUGUGUGUGUGUGUGUGUGUGUGUGUGUGUGUGUUGGUUUUUGUGAUUUAUGAGGACAUUUCAUAUGAAUACACGCCACACUAUGAGGACAUUUUGUAUUACGAGGACAUAGCCGGUGUCCUCAUAAUUCGGGGAAUGUAGAAGUGCUCCUACAGCUAUAGGGAGCUGAAAUCCAAAAUUUCUCCACAUGUCUUUAUAAUUCACAUUUACCUGAAUUUGUGUAUGACGUGUGUAUCGGAAGUGCGUCCCUGUAGGCCGGACUGGGUACUGCGCCUCCUCAUUAAUUAUUAAUGCCUGUGUAUGAAAUCGCGGCUUCUGAUUGGCUGACCGCCAGAAGUCCUCUUAAUGUUGGGAUUUGUCAAACCAUGUCAACACACAUUUAAAACAACGACGGUAUUGAAAAAGAUAAAGUUAUAAUAGACAUUAACUGCUACAUUUACUUAUCUUUAAAUAAAAAAAACACUGCACAUAAACCCUCUUCUACCACCUGACCCAAGCCUUUCCUGCUGUGGAUGUCUCGACGACCACGUGCGUAAUACUCAUCGUCAGUAAGAAAAUGGCAGGAAUAAGGCCCAGGAGAGCUAAAAAAAAACCAGAGCAGGAGGCUGUGUAUUAUGCAUCAAUGUGUAAAGACAAGGGUGGAUUUGUAUCAAAAUAUAUAAAUUCAUUCAAAGGUCGGGGAGUGUUUACCUCUUCUCACUUUCAUAAAGGAGAUUUUCUGAUUGAAUAUCGAGGAGAUGUCAUAAAUAAAGAAGACUAUGAAAGAAGACUCAAAUUAUAUGACAAUGCGCUCGAAGUGUUUUUAUUUGAAUUCCGUUUUAAUGGAAAACAAUUGUGGGUCGAUGCUGCCAAAGAAGAUGACUCUUUAGGGCGUCUUGUGAAUGAUGAUCACGUGAACCCCAACAGCAAAAUUAAAAUUAUUACAGUGGACAAAAAGCCCCAUCUGUGUUUAUUUGCUAUAAACGACAUUAGUCCUGGGGAAGAAAUCAGAUAUAACUAUGGGGAUUCUGAAUGGCCAUGGAGAUACCAGGUAACGUCCGAGACUGAAGAACCUGCCUCACUCGUCUGUGGAGAUAACAGAAUCCUGUGUGUUUGA